Molecule: messenger RNA, 2973 nt
Organism: Penicillium taxi
Lineage: Eukaryota; Fungi; Ascomycota; Eurotiomycetes; Eurotiales; Aspergillaceae
Gene: pdeB
Product: 3',5'-cyclic-nucleotide phosphodiesterase PDE2
Exons: 2
Coding region: 1-2973 (990 amino acids)
Biological process (GO): signal transduction
Molecular function (GO): 3',5'-cyclic-nucleotide phosphodiesterase activity
Source: RefSeq, a predicted model, not a curated record
AUGGUGGAUCGCGUGGAAUGCUCGGCCGUCUAUAUUGAUGACCGGGUCCGAUCGGAGAGAUGGGUGCGCAGAGGUUCUGUCGAUGAAUCAACUGUGUCGUCGUCAGCCGCAUCCUUCACUCAACCCGAUGAACCGGAUGCUCUCCACGCCGAUUUAGAGCAACUGCUUGAAGUGUGCAAAAAAAUCUAUUUGUGUCAGACCGGAUCAUCCUUUGCCACCAAAUUGGCCGAACUUAGCGAUCGCUCGGGUAGCGAUUGCAUCCCAAUAUUUGCCUUCUUCAGUAUCGACUUCUCAUCUGACGAAUUAAAUAUCGCGCGUCGAAAGGCUAGUCGUGCCUCGUGGGGAGAUACCGGCCCUCCAUCCCCCAGCUCCUUCCAACUUCAACGAACCUUUACUUUUUCUUCCCGUUCCGACGAAGCGCCUGGCCUGUCACUCCUCUCUGGAGUUUCUACCGAUAUACAAGUUCAAGACUGUCCCAACCUCGUUAUCCCUAUCGCCAUCCUGCGUACCGCUGGCUCGGACGCGCCCGACUCUACGGACCCCAAUGAACGGCUUAGUCGGAAUCCCGUAACUUUAGAGCACAAGCAAAUUGCCCGGUGUCUUGAUGCGGGCGCCGUCGAUGUUUUGACGACCCCUCUCGAUCGGGGGAGGAUCCAGGGCUUAGUGGUUCAUUCGUAUCGGACUCGUCGCACGGCGCAGCGGGAGAUGUCGCGCUUCUUAGCACGGAGGAAGCAGCGCAAGCAUUCUUGGGUUGGCGUACAUGAUGAGGAACCGUAUGCGUAUCUGAGAGAGGCGAUGGUCUCCAAACUCAUGAAUGGUAUCUGUAAUCCCGAAGAGGUCAUCCACGACUUUCAGGACAGGGCCCUGGAUAUCGAGCCAGCGCGCGAGACGUACAUCAGGGCGCAGGUUGGGAGGUGGAAUUUCUCAGCUCAUGAAUUAUCAGAGGACGAGCUGGUCUUUGGCGCAUGCGCAAUGCUUCAGCACGCGUUUACUCUCCCCGGACUAGAGCACUGGCAAUUAACUUUUGACGAACUGCGGACAUUCUUACUAGCCUGCCGCGCAGCUUACAACUCCUUCGUCCUCUACCAUAACUUCCGCCAUGCCAUUGACGUACUGCAGUCUGUCUUUGUCUUUCUGCUCCAUAUUGGAGCUCUACCUCACUACAAGCCGAUUGGCCAAGUCCCCGUUUCGUCAAAAGCCCCUAUCACCCAACUUCUCUCCCCAUUUGAUUCCCUCACACUUCUCAUCGCAGCAAUCGGCCACGACGUCGGCCACCCUGGUGUCAACAAUUUUUUUUUGGUCAAACUUAACGCUCCCUUGGCUCAGCUCUACAACGACAACUCCGUCCUGGAAGCAUUCCAUUGCGCAGCCUUUUCCCAGAUUCUUCGCCGGCACUGGCCUGCCGCCUUCAAGGAUAAACAACUUCGAAAGCUCCUCAUCAGCACCAUUCUGGCGACCGAUAUGGGCGUUCACCAGAAAUUCAUGCAGCGUAUGGGAUCCCUACAAGAAAAGUACCACGAGAACAACCGGUCUUUAGAUGGUUGGAAACCCCAGGACAUCGAAAUGUACAAGUCUCUGCUCUGUGGCCUGAUAAUCAAGUGCGCCGAUAUCAGCAACGUCGCUCGCCCGUGGACCAUCGCAGAGCGCUGGACUACGGUUCUUCAGGAAGAGUUCGCCAAUCAAGGUGAAAUGGAGAAGGAAGUGGGCAUGGAAACUGCCCUCUUCGGCGGACCGCCAGAGCUUGGCAAUGUCUACAAGCUUGCCACAGGUCAAAUCGGCUUCAUGUCGAUUUUCGCCCUUCCUCUCUUCGAGGGGGUGUCGGAUUUUCUACCACAGAUGCAGUUUACCUGCGAUGCCAUUCGUCGUAACUUAGCACAGUGGCAACAAUACGCCAACGAUCAACUUCGAAGACAAGCCCUGCAAGUUCAGACACCCGACACCGUCACCAUCUCUCCUCGCUCUCGAAGCCCGAUUCGACCGAUCGUGAAAUCGGUUCCUGAAGGCGUGGCCCCCAUACGAGAAGGUCCACUGACUACAGGGUCGGAUGCGAGCACCCCGCGACCUGGCGCAUACCAAGGGAGCGCCAUUGAGCCGGUUACAACAGUCGACACCCCUGGCCCUCAGAUCGAAAUCACCGGCUCUUCAAUGGUGCCGGAUGUUUCGUCUUGCAAGUCAUCUAAUGCUGUGCCAGACCUCUCCUACUUUUCUAUUCCGACUGCACCGCACCGAGGUGGAGGAUUAGCAACCCAUCAGUAUCAAACCCCCUUCACAGAUCCCAACCGGUCCCCCAACGAUCCGGCUGUCCUAGCAACCGCUUUAUAUGCCAAUUCGGCCAAAGGCUCCAGCGUCUCACGAGGGACUACCGCGCAAGAUCAAUCAAAUGAUUCUCCACCCGAAAAAUCAUUUAGCUACCGCCAAUUUCCUCAUGGCUUCCAACACCACGCACAUCACAGCUCCUCUGCGCGGACAUCCGCGCCAUCAAAUUCCAACCGCAAUAGCUGUACCCGUACGCAGAGUAUCAGCACAUACAGCAACAACAUGACCCCGAUUUCCCCUGCCACCAACGCCACUAGUCUUCUAGCCGUUGAUAGCAGCGACGAGAAUCGAGCUUCAAACGACAGUGCGGCUCUAAGCGACCUAGGGCCAGAGGGAACCAGUGCCCGCCCUAGCACAUCGUACGUACGAGACUCCAACGGUGGAUACUACGCUCGUCGUGCCUCUGGACGUGGCUCAGGUCUAUAUUUGGGCCGUCCAAUGUCAGACGAUGGAAGGGGUUAUUCGAAAAACGGGCUCAAUGGCUCUCUGAGUGCAGACCGAUCUGCAAAUAAUGACAAUAACAAAAACGAUCAUCUGGGUGACGAUUCCCGCAAUGGUCUUGGAUUCCGUAAGUUGGGAAAGCGACGGAGUCGACUACGUCUCGCUUUCUGGAAGCGUCGCCCUCACCAGCAACAAGAGGUCCACGGCGAAAGCUGA